Molecule: messenger RNA, 1521 nt
Organism: Cladophialophora bantiana CBS 173.52
Lineage: Eukaryota; Fungi; Ascomycota; Eurotiomycetes; Chaetothyriales; Herpotrichiellaceae
Exons: 2
Coding region: 1-1521 (506 amino acids)
Molecular function (GO): RNA binding
Source: RefSeq, a predicted model, not a curated record
AUGUCCAAAGUCAAGUCCAAGGCUGUCCCUCCCGGGUCCAAACCCGGUGCCCUGUCGAAAGUCAAGGGCGCAGCCGUGACCAAGCCUUCGCAAAGUGUGAAGGCCAAGAGUAAAGUGAUCGCCAAGGAGGUUGCUGCAAAGGAGCAGAAGAAAGACAAGAGAAACAAGAAGAUCCCAGUCAAGGAGCCAACUCCCGAAUCGGAGUCAAGUUCUGAGGAGGAAAGCUCCGAGGAGGAAAGUGAAGACUCCACCAGCUCUGAGGAGGAUUCCGAGUCUGAAGAUGAAGUCAAAACCAACAGUGUCAAUGGCGUCAAAGUCCAUGGACAAGAUGAUGCCGAGGAAGAUUCAAGCGAGUCCGACUCUGAAGCAUCGGCGGCUGAAGACGUAGCUCCGAAUGCGAACGGUUCUGCUCCCAAGGCCAAGUCGGCUACCGAUGCUUCGGAAAGCGAGAAAAGCAGCGAAGAGGAGUCUGACGAAGAGGAGAGCUCUGACGAAUCGGAAAGCGAUGAAGAGCCUGCAGCUCCCAAGACGACAAAGACAACCAAGGAAAAUGGCGUCAAGCCUGUUGACGCUGACGCUGCUGCUGAGGACAGCGAUGAAGAUACCGAGAGUACCGACGAAAGCAGUGACGAAGAUCAGAGCAGCGGCGAUUCUGAUGAGUCCGAGGACAGUGACGAAGAAGAGGCAGAAGCGAAACCUGCCAAGCGCAAGGCUGAGGAUGUCGAGACGCCUGCAGCAAAGAAGACAAAGGUCGACAAUGAUGAAGAUUCCAAGGGCUCCAUCCUAUUCGUCGGCAACCUCUCCUGGAAUGUCGACGAGGAGUGGCUGAAGUCAGAGUUCGAAGAGUUUGGUGAGCUCGGAGGCGUUCGUUUGAUCACUCAACGUGAAGAUGGCAGAUCCAAAGGUUACGGUUACGUCGAAUUCGUGAAUGCCCCGGAUGCAGCAAAGGCCCAUGCUGCGAAGCAAGGCUACGAGCUUGACGGUCGUGUCAUGAACGUCGAUUUCGCUAACAAGAAGACUGACGCCGGGGACAAACAGGAGAAACGACGCCAAUCUUAUGGCGACAAGCUUAGUGAGCCCUCCGAUACGUUGUUCUUGGGCAAUUUAUCUUUCGAGAUCACUGAGGACGACGUUUACAACGUAUUUGCGCCCUAUGGAACACCCACCGGGGUCCGCAUCCCCACUGACAAAGAGACCGGCAAUGUCAAAGGGUAUGGCUAUGUCACUUUUCCAACAUUGGAUGAGGCGAAGGCUGCGCUCGAAGGCGCACAGGGUUCCUACGUCAAGAACCGCCCCAUGCGCGUUGACUACGCCCAGCCUCGUCAACAGAAUGGUGACACUCCCGCUCGCAGUGGCCGUGGAGGUCCUCCUCGCGGAGGCCGUGGCGGCGGUAGAGACUUUGGCGGACGCGGCGGACGCGGAGGCCGUGGUGGUGCUCGCGGAGGUGCUCGUGGUGGACGGGGCGGCACUACCAAUCGUGGAGGAUUCGGUGACUUCUCUGGCAAGAAGACCACGUUCUGA